AUGAAUGAAAAAAUUGUUAUCCAAGCACCCCUCUUUGUUGUGCCCAACGAAAACAAAAGUAAUGUAUUAAAAUAUGAAAAAGAUAACAACUUUAAUAAUAACCGAAAUGAUGCGGCAAAUUUAGUUAAUCAUAUAUACACAAGUUUACCCUAUAAAGCAAAUGAGAGAAAUAAUGAUAAUAUCAAUGAAGAAAUACCAUUAAAUUUAAAUGAAAAAGAAAACAUGAAUUGUUUUCUUAAUAAAAAAAGCGUUAAUUUUGCACUAAAAAAUAAUGAAAAAAAUCUGAUUCAAUCUUAUAGAAAAGGAGAAAUAAACAAAAGUUAUAAUAUUAUGGAAAAUAUGUAUGAUCUUCAUUAUACAAAUAAAGGAAACACAAAUUUAAAUAAUUAUCUUAAGCAUGUUAAUAUUAAUAACACAGCACCAUGUAUAGGAGAAUUUAGAACAUGUAUGAAUUGUUUUUUAAACAUUUCUACAUUAUUUUGUAAAACUUGUAAUAAUUUUUUAUGUGCUAUUUGUAACAUUAAGUUACACAAAAAUAGUCCAAAUCAUGUUGUUAAUGUAUGUAGCAGUGGCUUAUAUGAAAAUAAUUAUAAAUAUAAUGAUAUCAUAUUAAAAGAAAAAGACAAAUGGCUAGUUGAACUCGAAAAUAGCACACCGAUCAAAAUUAGGGAAAAAUGUAAAAUACAUGUAACUGAAUAUAUAAAAUAUGCAUGUAAAACAUGUCAAUAUACACUUUUAUGCACGGAUUGUUUGUUAAGCGACCCUAUACAUGCAAACAUAAGAUCAGAUGGCAAUGAAUUAGAAGAAUCAUUGGAAUCUCUGAAAAGUUUAGAUCAAAAUAUGAACAAAAAUGAUAAUAAUAGUAUAGAAGACAAAAGAAAAAAGAUUCUUAAAAUUGAAAAUAAUUUAAUUCAUGAAAUAAAUGAUAACUAUAUUGAUCAAUUUAAUUCAAACGAUUCUAAAUCUAUUGCCAAUUUUUCCAAUAUACAAACUAGUCAAAAUGUAAUGAGUUGCAAAUCAAAUAAUAAUAAUGAAACAUACAAAGAGAAGGGUAUUGUUCGAAUAAACAAAUUUGAAGAUGAAAAAGAUGAAAAAAAUACCGAAUUUGAAAAUAACAAUAAAAAUGAAAUAGAAAGAUUAAAACCUGGGUAUAAAUUAAUUAGAGAAAAUCAUGAAAUAUAUACAUUAAUUGAUGCAAAAAAUGAAAUAAAAGAAGAAUUAAAUAACAAAUUAGAAAUAUUAUCAAAAAAAUCAUUAGUAUUAAAAAAUACUAUACCUUCAUUAAAAAAUAUUUAUAAAUAUGGUAAAAUAACUUGUAAAAAUAAUAAAAGGUCUAUAAGAGCUGGUUUUACUAUUACAAAUAAUUGUCUUGAAAAAAAAAAAAAAACUUUUCAUGAGCAUUUAAAAAUAUUACAAGAUAAAAGUACAAAUUUUUUAAAAAAAUUAGAUGAAGAAAGAAAGAAAUAUCAAAAUUAUUUAGAAAAAAAAAAUAAUGAAAUACAACAUAUGGUUAAGUUAAGUAAUAGAAAUCCAGGAUUAUCCUUAGAUUAUUAUGUUGAUAAAUUAGAUUCAUUUAAAUGUUUGUUUUUUACAAAAAAUAAUUUAAUAGAUAUUGAAAAACAAUUAGAAAUUCCUCAUUCACAACUCAAAUCAGAAAAUAUAUUUUCAUUAAUUGAAAAAAAUAAAUUAGAAAUAUUAAACUCCAAAAAUCGGAUAAAUGGAAUUUCACAAAAAAUAAAAACAGAGUUUCAACGUUUAUUUAAUUUAAAUACUGAAAUUCCAGUAUAUCCAGCUCAAUAUAAAAAUUUUUUACAAAAAAGAAUGUAUAAUAAGCAAAAAAUAGAACCAUCAAAUAAUGAAUCAGAAGAUGAUUUGCCUAUUUCGACACCAACUCGAAAACAAAAAUAUUUCAAAAUAAUUCCUUUUACUUAUUUAUAUAUGAAUAUGGAUAUAACAUAUCAAACAAAUUUUAUGAGAAAAGAUACUUUACAUCAAAAAUGGGAAUUAAGAAAUGUUUCAAUUCGAUCAAUAUAUUUAUGUAUUCAUACAUAUGCAAAUAAUAUACAGAAUUUCCAAACUAAUGAUGAUAGACAUCUUAAAGACAAACCGAAAUUGGAAAAUCAUAUUGAUUCUAAUACUGAGAAAGAAAAUAUGAAUGGAAAUGCUAUACAUUCAAAUUUGUAUGAUAGUGAUAAUGAUAAUGAUAAGAAGAAGAAGAAGAAUACGAACAAGACAAUAAAUGACAUGGCUAAUGAUAUUGAAUCAAUUAUAUGCCUUAGCAAUGUAAGUGUAAAAAAUUUUACAGAUCCGGAUAUAACCAACAUAACCGUUUUAGAAAAAAGAAAUCAUCAUCAUGGUAUAGAAUUAACUGAAUAUAAUAACAAAAAUAAUUUAGUUGGAUAUUGGUUAUUAACAAAUGAAAAUGAAUCCGAAAUAAAAAAAUUAUUAGACAUAAUAAUUGAUAUUAAAAAUAAGAAUAAAGAUAGUACACCUAUCCCAUCUUUUCAUCCUAAAAUAAAUAUGAGUAAUGGUUUUUUUAAUUAUAAUGAAAAUAAUAUUAACACUAUUUAUAAACAUUUUUCUGCAAAUAUUGAUGAGCACUCUUAUUUGCACUUUUUAAAAAAUUCAAUAGAUUUAAAAUCUUAUGAAAAUUAUAAUUAUAAAAAAGAAAAUGAUAUUGAUCCUAUAGAGGAAAGUGAUAAUGAAAAUAUUGAAAAAGAGGAUUAUAUAAAUAAACCCAAUUUAGAAUUUUUACAAACAACAGCUAAUAAUUUCAAAAAUGUUGAUUUAUAUAGUCAACAUACAGAAGAGGAAAAUAAAUUAAAUGAAUCUGGUACACGAUUAAAGAUAAAAAAAGAUGUAAAAGAUUUGUCAAAGUUUGAAAAGAUAAAUGAAUACGAAAUAAAUAAUAUAUUUUCAAAUGAAGAAUGUCAAAAUUAUGAAAAUUCAAAUGGAAUGGUUGGUGAAGAAAAUAGAGAUGUAGAUUCUAAACUUAAAAAUAUAUAUGCACAAAUAUUAGAAAAUAAAGAAAAUAAAGAAACUAUUUUAAAAAAUAUACCUGAUAAUUUAGAUGUUUGGGGAAAAAGAAGUCCUGAUACUAGUAUAAACGUUAUAAAGAAAAAUAUAAUAAAUGAAGAAAAACAUUAUCUUCCUUUAAAUAUAGAAUCAAAUCUUUUAAAUAAUUAUUUAGAAACAAAUUCUUGUAGUAAUAGUACUAUGAAUAGUUUAUCAAUUAAUUCACUAUUAUGUGAUAAUAUAAUUGGAAAAAAAAAUAUAAAAAUAAAUUCUAAAAAUUGUAAUAUUAGAGAAAAUGUAAAUAAACAACAUAUCAUUGAACCACCUCAUGAAACAAUCAAUUAUUAUGACAUAAAAAGUAUUAACCAAAUUAAAAAUAAUUUCCUAGAAAAAUCAAACUCUAAUAAUAUGUUAACUAAUUUUGAUCAGAAAAAUAAUUAUACCAUUCAAAAUGAAGAACAUGUAAAUAAAUUUUUACAACAAAUAAAUAACACAAAAAAUGAUACUUUAAAAGAGAAAAUCGAUUAUAUUGAUAAAAAAAAUGAUGAUUCAAAUGGGAUAAAUGUAAAUAACGAUAAUUCAAAUGAGAUAAAUAAAAAAGACAAUACACUAAAUGACAGUAUUGAUACUAAAAACAAAAAUCAGAGCAUCAAUUGUAAUCAUAUCGACAUAAAUGAAAAUGAACCUUUUAGUAAAAUUCCUAAAUUAUUUAAGGUUGGUAAUUCUAAAAAUAAUAAACAAACUAAUAUACAAAUAAAUGAAAUAGACAAAUAUUGUAAUAAUAAAAGUGCUGAUAUUAUACAGUCAAAUAAAUUACAAAAUGUAAAUUGCGACGAAAAGAAUGAAGACACUAAGGAGAUUCUACUUCAUGAAGCCAUUUCAAACACCCGAGCUAGUAGUGCCAAUAGUGGAAGCAAUGAAAAUAGUGGAAGCAAUGACAAGACAAAGAGAGUAACAGAUGCAGUAAGAACCGGUUCUAACCAUAAUCAAGGUGAAGAAUCAAAAAGUGAAAAAAAAUAUUAUUUGCAUGAACAAGAUAAAAAGAGUAUUAACAAGCCUAACAACAAAAGUGUUCAUAUCGAUAAAAAAAUAUAUGAAGAGAAUUUGAAUUUUGUUGAAAAUGUCAAAGGAGAGGAUGAUAAAAUAAAAGGGCUUGCAUCAAACAAUGAAAAUAUAAAUAAAUUACAAAAUAAUACAAAAAUUAAAGAUAAACCAAUAUUACCAUCAUGUAUUAAAACUAAUCUAAAUGUUGUCAAAAAUAUAAAAAAUGAAGAAAAAAAAAGAGAAAAUUUAUCUAAAAAAUUUAUAUCUUCAUUUGAUAAAAUUCAUAAAAUUCCUCCUCUCGUGAAAAAAAAAAAUAAUACAAUUUCUGAUAAUUCUAAUAUAUUCUAUAAUAAUUUUAAACAAGUAAAUAAUAGAAUAAUAAAAGAAGAACCAAACGAUAAAGUUACAGAAACUUUUAUUAAUCGGGUUCUAAGUCAAAUAGGAAAUAAAAAAGUUGGAGCUUAA
This is a messenger RNA of Plasmodium yoelii, 4524 nucleotides long. RefSeq names its product zinc finger protein, putative. The transcript has a single exon. The record is from RefSeq and is a predicted model, not a curated record. Gene Ontology annotation, molecular function: zinc ion binding. The coding region runs from base 1 to 4524 and encodes 1507 amino acids. NCBI's taxonomy places the organism in Eukaryota, Apicomplexa, Aconoidasida, Haemosporida, Plasmodiidae.